AUGGCCACGGCCGACACUCUCAGCUCAUCCACUCUCAGCUCAUCAUCACCAAGUCACAGCCAGCACAUCGAGCAUCAUGACCACGACGACGACCAAGAUCCGGCCUCCCCAGUCAUGGCCCUACGCUUCCCUACCCAUCGCUAUGAGGCGACCUUGCACGAUGCCAAGACGAGCGGCCAUUGCCGGCCUCGCCGGUGGCUUGCUCAAGUGUUUACAAAUGCCUAUAAUGACAUACUACGUACCUGGAUGGGCCUCCACCGUUCGUUCCACCAUCCAGCCGCCGCGCAUCCACAUGCGCACCCCGGACAAUACCAUACCUUUACCUGCAGCGAUGCCACCUCCUCCUGUGGCUCGGACGCCAGCUGCACUACGACCGACGCGGGUGCCUUCUCCGCCGCGGUCGGCGAGAUGAUCCUGGAGCCGCCCAUCAACAUCCUGCUCGUGUGCGUGCCGCUCGGCAUCGCCGCCUACCACGCCGCCGCGCCGCCGCUGCCGUCCGUCCUCGUCUUCGCGGUCAACGUCCUGGCCAUCGCACCGCUGUCGUCGCUGCUCACCGACGCCACCGAGCGCAUCGCCCUCGAGGCCGGCGACACGGUUGGCGCCUUCUUGAACAUUAGCCUCGGCAACAUCGUGGAGCUCAUCCUCUUCGUCACCUUGAUCAAUGGCCAUGUCAAGGUCGUGCAGGCCUCCAUCCUCGGCUCCAUCCUCGUUAACCUCCUCCCCAUCCUCGGCAGCGCCCUCGUCGUCGCCGAUGCCACCGGCGGCGACGACUCCCUCGACGGCACCGAGACUCAGAUGCUGGCCUGCCUGCUUUGCGUCUCCGUCUUUGUCUUUAUGAUCCCCACUGCGUUCCGUUUCACGUUCAGCCAAGCCCCCAACAUCAACGACAUCGUCGUCCACAUGAGCCGCGUGUCCGCCGUCCUCAUCCUCUUCAUGUACACCGCCUACUUCCUGCACACCAUGCAGCAAAGCACCCACCGCGACGCGGACGAGGAGGGCGGCGAGUCGCUUCGGCUACCCGUCACGCCGCCGCCGCUGCUGCGCCGCCGCACAUCCUCCCCACCGCCGCUGACGCCCGGCCCGCGCACGCUGCGCUUCGCCGACGGCGCCAAGACCCAGCCCACGUCGGACCUCUACGCCCGGCGCGUCUUCGAGGUCGGUCCCCCCGCGAGCGUCGACUCCGCCGACGGCCCCCCUCCACCACCCCCCCCCCCAGACGAGGAGCUGCAGCCGCCGCGCGGUCGCUCGCUGACCGGCACGCGCGGCCCGCACAGCGCGCAUACGGUCCUGUCGCCGCUGCUCCUGUCGCGCCAGUCCCGCUCGCGCUCCACCAACAGCCGGGCCUCGUCCUGGAUGAGCCAGCGGCCGCUCCCGCGCUCCUUUGCGCGCGCAGGCCUCGCGCGCGUCCUCAGCACCGACCGACGCCGUCGCGCCUUCCGAGAGCCGGAGGAAGAUGAGGCGAGCGGCACGACGGACGGCCGGCUCGGCGCCGCGCUGGCUGCCGUCGUUGUGCUGCUCGUCGCGUCGCUGCUUCUCGCCGUCUCCGCGCGGCUGCUCGCCGGCACGCUCGACGCGGUGACACGCCGCCGGCCGCUGUCUCAGGCGCUCAUCGGCGUGGUGCUGCUGCCGCUGGCCGGCAACCUGUCGAGUUGCCUGACCGUGGCGGCCGUGGCGGCCCGGGACAACCUCGACCUGGCCGUGGCGGUGUCGGCCGGCUCGGCGAUCCAGGUAGCACUGUGCGUGGCUCCGCUGACGGUGCUGGCGGGUUGGGCGCUGGGAAGGCCGGUCGUGCUGGCACUGGACGGCUUCGAGAUGGCCAUGCUGCUGGGCGCAGCGUCGCUCGUCAACCUGCUGGUGCUGGGCGGCAACGGUGGCGGCGAUAAGCGUAGGGCGACGGGUUUGAAAGGUGGGAUAUUGUGCGCCUGCUUUCUAGUGAUGGGAAUCGCCACCUUUUUCGCCCCGAAUGGUAAAUAG
This is a messenger RNA of Cordyceps fumosorosea ARSEF 2679, 1974 nucleotides long. Its product is annotated as Sodium/calcium exchanger membrane region. Gene Ontology annotation, cellular component: fungal-type vacuole membrane. Lineage: Eukaryota; Fungi; Ascomycota; Sordariomycetes; Hypocreales; Cordycipitaceae. Gene Ontology annotation, biological process: intracellular calcium ion homeostasis; calcium ion transmembrane transport. The transcript is spliced from 5 exons. Gene Ontology annotation, molecular function: calcium:proton antiporter activity. The record is from RefSeq and is a predicted model, not a curated record. Bases 1 to 1974 code for a protein of 657 amino acids.